Gasterosteus aculeatus aculeatus (three-spined stickleback) is the source of this 2760-nucleotide messenger RNA. Its product is annotated as rho GTPase-activating protein 19. Gene Ontology annotation, molecular function: GTPase activator activity. The record is from RefSeq and is a predicted model, not a curated record. Gene Ontology annotation, cellular component: cytoplasm. Lineage: Eukaryota; Metazoa; Chordata; Actinopteri; Perciformes; Gasterosteidae. Gene Ontology annotation, biological process: signal transduction; regulation of small GTPase mediated signal transduction.
GGUUUUGACGUAAGUGUAUAUCAGCCAAUCACAACGCGGUGGGCGGGACUAAAGAUGAGACAGCGGAAGAUUCAAAACGAAAAUGGCGGCUGGAAAUGAUGCCCACAACAAUCACAAACUGAGCAGAAGUGGGACAAAAUGCAGCGUGUUUACCAGCCAGGAAAAGCCGAACAUGAGCCAGCCUGUGAUCUUCAACCCAGACUUCUUCGUGGAGAGGCUGAGACACGAGCAUCCACAUGCAUUUGCCGAUUUGGUACUUAGCAACAUUACUCGUCUCAUAGACCUUCCGGGGGACGAGUUUUCGCAGCUCACCGGCGAGUCGGAGGCGAAGGUGCCCUCCGCCACUGGCUUUCUACGCUCCUUCAACUUCCGUAAUAAACGCAAAGACAAAGGAGUGGUUUUCGGUGCACCGUUGACUGAAGAAGGAAUAGCACAGAUCUAUCAGCUCAUUGAAUAUCUGAGUAAAAACCUCCAUGUGGAGGGGCUGUUCCGUGUGCCGGGCCACAGCCUAAGACAGGCGGCCCUCAGGGAGAUGCUGAAUGGCGGGGCGGAGAUCGAUCUAGAGACGGGCGACUUCCACCCCAACGACGCGGCCACAUUGCUCAAAGCCUAUCUGGGAGAGCUGCCGGAGCCUUUGCUCACGCACAGACACUAUCAUGCCCACCUGAAGAUUGGAGAGCUAACUCGCUUUGAUGAAAGAGGGGACAAGACAAAUGUGCCCGACAAGGAACACCAGAUUGAAGCCUUUCAGCUGCUUUUCAUGCUGCUCCCACCAGCCAACCGCAGCCUGUUGAAACUGCUGCUGGACCUGCUGUACCACACUGCUCGAAAUCAGCACAUCAACAAGAUGUCUGCCAUCAAUCUCGCCACAAUGUUUGCCCCACACAUCCUCUGGCCCAAAAAUGUGAUGGCUUCUGAUCUGCAAGGAAACAUCGAGCGACUGAAUAAUGGCACAGCGUUCCUUAUCAGGCACUCACAGAAACUGUUCAAGGCACCUACAUACAUCAAAGAAUAUGCCCGCUUGUACUUCACAGGAUCAAAAACUCUUCAAUCGAAGGAUGACCUGGUACUCUGUUCUGGGACUGAAGGUGGGCACACAUCUGCUGACACAGCUGCCUCCCCUUCUCCUUCCAUGAAAACAAUCAGAAGUGGAGUCCGCAGCACCUCCACCAGCAGCUCAUGUGAGACCCAAAGUUACACUGAAUCGGCCCUCAGAGAGCUGUACCAGCAGGUAAACAACAUGCCUGAAUCCGCCAAAAAGAAGAAGCUCAUCAGACAGUUUGAUAAGCAGCCUUUGACCCCUUCAGCUGACUCACGGACGGCGUUCAGCAGGAAACACUGGCGCUCGCGCUCUCUUGGUGGAAUGAUCAAGAGGAAGGUGAUGGGAAGCCAAUUGUUAGCAGAGAAAGAAAAUGGUCCUCGGAGUCCUCCAGCCGGCGGCCCAUCGCAAGAGAAAUCAGCAGCUGUGUAGGAGUGAGUAUCUCAGACCAAUAAAGUGCACCGCGUAUCUUCCUCAACCACUGUUGUGGUCACAGAGGCUGAAAAUAUUCCCCUGUGAUGAUGACCAUGGGCACCUAUGGAUAAGCGUAUGAGUAGAAAUCAUCUUUAAUUCAUCCCAAUGCAGUCAAAGUAUGCCAUUUACAUGUUUGGGACAGCAAAGUUCCCUCCUAAAAGUGUCGUCCACCAGUGCCGAGUGGUUUUCCUGGUGCCGUUGUUUGAGUGUUCUGGUGCUGUGGUUCGCCACAGACAAGCCUGGCCUCACUUUCCCUUUUGGUCUAUCAAGUUUUACUUAAGCUACGCAGAAGGGGUUAAAUAGACAAUAGUGAGGAUUUUCCAUGUAUUCUUUUAAAUCAUUGAAAUUGCCUCUCGGCAUUCAUCUUAAAGUCCUUAUUCCGUGUUCGUUCACAAUGUUCAGCGAGUGAGAUGCAUUUACUCAAAUGAAUUUGUGGCUAUUUAGGUUUUAAUUUGCAAAUGUAUUUAUUUUUGUAUCAUAUGUAUUGACACGGUGUGAAGUGCAGGCUUUUCUAUUUAAAUGUUACUUUUUAAGUUAUAGUAGCUUUAGUUCAAAUUUUAAUGCAAUGGGAACAAGACUUUGACUUUGAAUCUGAUAUGUGCCUUUUAAUUGAAAAUAUCUUUCAUUUCUUUAUAAUGAAACAUUGUAUUAAAGAUAUCCUCUUUAAAAUUCCAGAUAACAUUUGGUGAAUGCUAAAAUUCCGAUAAAGAAUUUAUUCAGAUAUUGGUAAAUUAAAGUAGAGAAUGGAGGCACACAGUUAAAAACCAAAGCAACAUCUUGUGUAGAUUAUAUGAUUUAUAUCAAUAGUUUUCUCUUCCUUCCCAACACCCCACACGUUAUACUAAAGAAUACUGUGAUACCUAAAAACUACUGCUAUUUUAAACACAUCUUGUUUUUUAUUGUUUAAUAUGCAUUGGUUUUUAUGGUUUAAUAUGCAUUUAUGUUUUUAGAAUUAUUCAACUUUUUACUUCAAGUAAAUGUAUAAUUCUUUUGUUCUAUUUUUAUUUUUUAUUUUCAAAGGUUAAUGAAGACAAAUGCGUUUUCUCCCUUUUCUUGUGGUUUUAUAACCAGGUGCAACUUGAACCUGCUCAUUGUCUUAAAAUAUCGGCCUCUCCGAUCACAUGUAGCUCACAUCGCCUGUUACAAGCUUUUGCAACUCAAUUAUACUGUGACGAUUGGUCAACGUGCCAACUGAUGCUACUGAGAAUCUAUGCAACUCACUGCUAUUAAAAGAAAUCAAGCCGAGA